This is a messenger RNA of Polypterus senegalus (gray bichir), 7287 nucleotides long. RefSeq names its product mediator complex subunit 12 (gene med12). Gene Ontology annotation, molecular function: transcription coactivator activity; beta-catenin binding. Lineage: Eukaryota; Metazoa; Chordata; Cladistia; Polypteriformes; Polypteridae. Bases 49 to 6582 code for a protein of 2177 amino acids. Gene Ontology annotation, cellular component: mediator complex. The transcript is spliced from 44 exons. The record is from RefSeq and is a predicted model, not a curated record. Gene Ontology annotation, biological process: regulation of transcription by RNA polymerase II.
CUGCCGUAGAGAGAAGGGAAAAGUCUUUGCUGCGAUGCCUCUGGGAAGAUGGCAGCUUUUGGGAUCCUGAGUUACGAGCACCGGCCUCUGAAACGGCCGAGGCUUGGACCACCCGAUGUUUAUCCUCAGGACCCUAAGCAGAAGGAGGAUGAGUUAACAGCACUGAAUGUGAAACAGGGGUUUAAUAAUCAGCCAGCAGUAACAGGGGAUGAACAUGGCAGUGCGAAAAAUGUCAACUUCAACCCUUCUAAGAUCAGUUCAAAUUUCAACAAUAUUAUCACAGAGAAACUCCGAUGCAACACAUUCCCCGACACCGGAAAAAGAAAACCUCAAGUUAACCAGAAGGAUAAUUUCUGGCUAGUAACAGCAAGAUCCCAGAGCUCCAUAAAUAACUGGUUUACAGACCUGGCAGGGACUAAACCCCUCACUCAACUUGCCAAGAAGGUUCCCAUCUUUGGUAAAAAAGAGGAAGUGUUUGGCUACUUGGCAAAGUAUACUGUGCCAGUAAUGAGAGCGGCUUGGCUCAUCAAAAUGACCUGUGCCUACUUUGCAGCAAUUAUUGAAACCAAAGUGAAAAAACGACAUGCAAUUGACCCCUGUAUAGAGUGGACUCAAAUCAUAACCAAGUACCUCUGGGAGCAGCUUCAGAAAGUUGCUGAGUUUUAUCGACAGUCAUCCAGUCAAGGUUGUAGCUCUCCACUUCCUACCACACCUGCGGAGGUAGAGACGGCCAUGAAACAGUGGGAAUAUAAUGAGAAGCUAGCAAUGUUUAUGUUUCAGGAUGGCAUGCUGGACAGGCAUGAAUUUCUUACCUGGGUUUUGGAGUGUUUUGAGAAAAUACGACCAGGUGAAGAUGAACUUCUGAAACUGCUCCUACCACUCAUGCUUCAGUAUUCUAGUGAGUUUGUGCAGUCUGCCUACCUCUCUAGGCGGCUGGCCUAUUUCUGCACACGCCGGCUUGCCUUGCUGCUGAGUGAUGGAAGUUUGGGUUCUGUUCCUGGGAGUCACCAGGCCCAUGUCAUUGCAGCACAACCUGGAAAUCCCCUGCCUCCAACCCCAGCCCCACAACCAGCUGGUGGAAAUCAUACCCAGACUCCCUUUACAGAUUUCUACCUUUGCUCUCAGCAUCGGCCACUAGUUUUUGGCCUUAGCUGCAUGUUACAAAGCAUUGUACUUUGUUGUCCCAGUGCUCUAGUUUGGCACUACUCAUUAAUGGAUAGUAGAAAUAAAACAGGCUCUCCUUUGGAUUUACUACCUAUAGCUCCUUCUAAUCUGCCCAUGCCUGGGGGAAACACUGUUUUCACACAGCAGGUGCGAGCAAAGGUUCGAGAGAUUGAAGAGCAGAUCAAAGAACGAGGUCAGGCUGUGGAAGUUCGGUGGUCCUUUGAUAAGUGUCAGGAAACCACGGCAGGCUUCACUAUUGGACGUGUUCUGCACACCUUGGAGGUCCUGGACAGCCAUAGCUUUGAAAAAUCUGACUUCAGCAACAAUUUGGAUUCACUGUAUAAUCGAAUCUUUGGCUCUGGCCAAAGUAAAGAUGGUCACGAGAUGUCUCCAGAUGAUGAUGCUGUUGUGACACUGCUAUGUGAAUGGGCUGUGAGUUGUAAACGCUCUGGGAGACAUCGUGCCAUGGUGGUAGCAAAACUUCUUGAAAAGAGACAGGCUGAAAUUGAGGCUGAGAGGUGCGGAGAAUCUGAAGUUGUUGAUGAGAAGGGUUCUGUUUCUUCUGGAUCACUCUCUGCUGCUACUUUGCCCGUUUUCCAGGAUGUUCUGCUACAGUUUUUGGAUACUCAAGCACCCAUGCUUAUGGAUCCUGGAAAUGAGAGUGAGAGGGUGGAAUUCUCAAACUUGGUACUCCUUUUCUGUGAAUUGAUUCGGCAUGAUGUUUUUUCUCAUAACAUCUACAUGUGUACCCUCAUUUCACGAGGGGACCUAGCACUAGACUAUCAUUUGCCACGUCCCCGCUCACCAAGUGAAGAACCAACUGAUGACACUGACCGUAAGGAACAAGACCCAGGAGGCAAUGGGAAACUUGAGGACACUGGUUUGUCUGAGUCUAUGGAGAUUGAGCAAAAUCCAAGUGCAAUUUUUGAUGAUGUAAUGUUCUCUCCUCCUAUGCACUGUGAAUCCAAAGGCAGCCCUUCUCCUGAGAAACCUACACUGGAUCAUGAAGGGAAGACACCUGCUAAGGAUAAGAGUUCAGAUACUACAUUUCCUCUAGUGUAUGAACUGCCACGACACAUCCAAUAUGCAACACAUUUUCCUAUUCCUCAGGAGGAGAGUGCCAGUCAUGAGUGUAACCAGCGUCUUGUUGUUCUAUAUGGUGUUGGGAAGCAACGAGAUGAAGCUAGGCAUGCUAUAAAAAAAAUAACCAAAGAUAUCCUGAAAGUGCUAAACCGGAAAAGCACAGCAGAAACAGGUGAAGAGAGUCAGAAACGAAAGAGAAGCAAGCCGGAAGCAUUUCCCACAGCAGAGGACAUUUUUGCUAAAUUCCAACAUCUUUCCCAUUUUGACCAGCAUCAGGUCACCUCUCAGGUGUCAAGGAAUGUUUUAGAACAGAUCACAAGCUUUGCAUUGGGAAUGUCCUAUCAUCUUCCCUUGGUUCAGCAUAUUCAGUUCAUCUUUGACCUCAUGGAAUACUCCCUUAAUAUUAGUGGUCUCAUUGAUUUUGCUAUUCAGCUGUUGAAUGAACUCAGCCUUGUGGAAGCUGAGCUCCUUCUGAAGUCGUCUAGCUUGGUUGGCAGUUACACAACUGGCUUGUGUUUAUGUAUAGUGGCUGUGCUACGUCGUUACCAUUCCUGCUUGAUCCUCAAUCCAGACCAGACGGCACAAGUUUUUGAUGGGCUUCGGAUUGUGGUAAAGCAUGGAGUUAAUCCUGCUGACUGCUCUUCUGCUGAACGAUGUAUUCUUGCCUAUUUAUAUGACCUCUACACCUCCUGCAGCCACCUUAAAAGUAAAUUUGGUGAGAUUUUCAGUGAUUUUUGCUCCAAAGUUAAAAACUCUAUUUAUUGCAAUAUUGACCCUUCUGAUUCCAACAUGCUGUGGGACCCUGAGUUUAUGAUUGAUACUAUAGAGAACCCUUCUGCCCAUAACUUCAGUCACUCUAUGGCAGGCAAAAUCCUCAAUGACAACCCAGCCAAUCGGUACAGCUUUGUGUGCAAUGUACUCAUGUAUGUUUGUGUUGGACACCAUGACCCAGAAAGAGUGAAUGAAAUUGGGAUUUUGUGUGCAGAGCUUACUGCCUACUGCCGGUCAUUGAGUGCAGAAUGGUUGGGAGUGUUGAAAGCCCUUUGCUGCUCCUCGAACAAUGGGAAUUGUGGCUUUAAUGAUCUUCUGUGCAAUGUUGAUGUGAGUGAUCUCUCCUUUCAUGAUUCUUUGGCCACAUUUGUUGCAAUUUUGAUUGCCCGCCAGUGUUUAUUGUUGGAGGAUCUUGUUCGAUGUGUUGCAAUUCCUUCCCUGUUAAAUGCAGCCUGCAGCGAGCAGGACUCUGAGCCUGGUGCAAGGUUAACCUGCAGAAUUCUUCUUCAUUUAUUCAAAACACCUCAGCGUAACCCCUGCCAACAAGAUAACUCUAAAUCAGACAAGCCCUCUGUUGCAAUUCGUUCCUCAUGUGAUCGCCAUCUUUUGGCUGCAUCCCAAAAUAGCAUCGUUGUAGGUGCAGUGUUUGCCGUUUUAAAAGCAGUUUUCAUGCUCGGAGAUGCAGAGCUGAAAGGAUCAGGGUUUUCUCACACAGCUGGUUUGGAUGACAUUUCAGAAGAUGAUCUUGGCUCUAAAAAGGCCGGUGGCCGAGCAGUUUCCAUUGAAACAGCCAGUCUGGAUGUGUAUGCCAAGUAUGUGCUGAAGAGUAUCUGCCAGCAGGAAUGGGUGGGAGAGCGCUGCCUGAAGUCUCUCUCUGAGGACAGUGGAUCUCUUCAGGAUCCUGUACUUGUGAACAUUCAAGCACAGCGCCUUCUACAGCUCAUUUGUUACCCUCACCGACAACUUGACAGUGAAGAGGGGGAGAAUCCACAGAGACAGAGAAUCAAACGCAUUUUACAGAAUAUGGACCAGUGGACCAUGCGGCAGUCUUCUCUGGAAUUACAACUGAUGAUAAAACAAAGCACUGGUAAUGAACUAACCUCCCUCCAGGAGAAUAUUGCAAAGGCUACUAUUGAAGUAUUCCAGAAAUCAGCAGAACUGAACUCCAGCAAUCCUUCAGGAAAUGGUUCAGUAGUUUCGGGAAACAUUGUUAAUUCUGUCUCUAACAGCAACAGUGCUAGCAAGCUGAAACCAGUGUUAAGUUCUUCUGAGCGCUCUGGUGUCUGGCUGAUUGCUCCUUUAAUUGCGAAGUUACCAACUUCUGUCCAGGGUCAUGUUCUUAAAGCUGCAGGGGAAGAACUUGAGAAGGGACAGCACCUUGGCUCGUCUUCUCGUAAAGAGCGUGACCGACAGAAGCAGAAGAGCAUGUCUCUUCUGAGCCAGCAGCCAUUUUUGUCACUGGUAUUAACUUGUUUAAAGGGACAGGAUGAACAAAGAGAAGGGCUUCUUACUUCACUUUACAGUCAAGUGCAACAGAUUGUAACUAAUUGGCGUGAGGACCAAUAUCAGGAUGACUGCAAAGCCAAACAGUUGAUGCAUGAAGCUUUGAAACUCCGGCUAAAUCUGGUUGGAGGAAUGUUUGACACCGUUCAACGAAGUACCCAGCAGACGACUGAAUGGGCUGUGCUUCUCCUUGAUAUCAUCAGUAGUGGCACAGUCGAUAUGCAGUCCAAUAAUGAGUUGUUUACCACAGUUUUAGACAUGUUAAGUGUUCUCAUUAAUGGCACUCUCGCAGCUGACAUGUCAAGUAUUUCUCAAGGAAGCAUGGAAGAAAAUAAGAGAGCUUAUAUGAAUCUUGUGAAAAAGCUCAGGAAAGAGCUUGGGGAUCGACAGUCAGAGAGCCUUGAAAAAGUCCGGCAGCUGCUUCCUCUCCCAAAACAGACUCGAGAUGUAAUUACCUGUGAGCCUCAGGGAUCCCUAAUAGACACCAAGGGUAACAAGAUUGCUGGCUUUGAUUCACUUUUCAAAAAGGAGGGUCUGCAAGUAUCUACAAAACAGAAGAUCUCUCCAUGGGAUGUUUUUGAGGGGUUAAAGCACUCUGCUCCUUUGUCCUGGGGUUGGUUUGGAACUGUGCGUGUUGACCGCAAAGUGACAAAAUUUGAAGAGCAACAACGACUCUUGCUUUACCACACUCACUUGAAGCCUAAGCCUCGUAGUUAUUACCUUGAACCACUUCCUUUACCCCCAGAAGAGGAAGAGCCACCUACACCUGUGCCUCUGGAACCUGAAAAGAAGUUGUCAGAGUCCUCAAAGCCAGAAAAGAGCACAGCUGUAGCUACUGCAGACUCCAAGAAGAAGAACGUUAAAAAAAAACGAAGUCAGUCCACCAGUAAAUCAGAGGAUUACCCAUCCAAUGCUCAACGUGUAGUUUCUUAUGGACCUUCAAUGCCUCAAGAUCACCUACCUGGAAACCCAUUCAGACAAGGGUAUACACAGGCAAUGAACUACACACAGAAUCAACAUCUUCCAGCAGGGGGACCACGAAUGGAUACUACUUAUCGUCCUGUACGCCCUUUGAAUACUGGAAAAAUUAUGCAAAACAGGCCACAGUAUUCCGGUUUGCCUGGCAUGCCUGGUAUACCUGGAAUGAUUGGGAUAGAUCAACAAACAUUACGUAUGGCACAGUACAAUAAACAGCCAUCUCAACAAGGGCAACUUCUACGGCACCAACUGCAGGUGAAACUGCAAAACCAGGUGUUAGGGCCAAGGCAGAUGAACCCAAAUCCUUCCUAUGUGCCAAUGCAGACACCUCAGAAUUAUACAAAUUAUGCCUCACACAUGGGAAUGCCGCAGCAUCCUUCACAAACAAGUGGAAUGGUUCCAACUACUUAUUCCAACCCACCCUUUCAAGGCACGCACCCAAGUACAAACCCAGCAAUGGUGGACCCUCAUCGGCAGAUGCAGACAAGACCAAGUGGCUAUGUUCACCAGCAGGCACCUGGCUAUGCACAUACUAUGCCAAACACACAGAGAUUUGUUAAUCACCAGCACAUCCAACAGAACCCUAUGAUGCCAGGGAUGAGUCACAUGGGUAACCAAAAUGUGCAUUCUGGUAUGAGAACAAACCAAAUGCUUGCUGAACAACAACAACAACAACAACAACAACAACAGCAGCAGCAGCAACAACAACAACAACAGCAGCAGCAGCAGCAGCAACAACAGCAGCAACAGCAACAGCAGCAGCAGCAGCAACAGUAUCUGAGACAACAAGCCCUCAGACAACAACAAGCAGCACAACAGCAAGCUGUGCAACAUCAACAGGCAGCUCAACAACAGGUACAGCAACAACAGGCUGCACAACAACAGGUGUCUGCUGCUCAGGCCCCUUCACAAGCACAGCCACAACCUCUGGGAAUGCAGCCUCUACCACCUCAGCAACCCAUGUUUCCGAGGCAUGGCAUGCAACAAACCCAACAGCAGCAACAAACGGCAGCACUGGUCCGGCAGCUUCAACAACAACUCAGUAACACUCAGCCUCAGCAGAACACCACUCCUUACUACUGAUAAUUGCCCUAUUGAGAAGAACAAGGAGAGCAGUCUUCUGAAGCAGCAAAGCCAACUGUACUGAUGUUUUCUCUUUCUGGCCAGCAAAAUAGAGGGCAUCUCAGAGACAACACAAGAAACUUUGCUCAUUAAGAUGUUUAACCUUGUGAUAGAUUGCAAAGUAGGCUGAUGGAGAAGUAGGAAUAGUAAUAUAAUUUAGGCUGUUUGUCAGAAGACUAUUAAAUACAUUUCUCUCUCUUUCUCUCCCUCUGUAUAUAUGGUUGUGAGUGGGCUGAAGGUAUGUGCGUAUGUGUGUGACUAAAAUAUGUAUAUAUAGAGUGAGAAAAAGCUACAUCUGUGUGCUUGUACAUACACAUGCCUCUUACAUACAUGCACACAUCCUAUUGUAAAAUGAGUAUAUAUGUAUGUACAUACAUAAAAUACAUACUAGUGCACAAAUGUUGCUCAGUGUCUUUCCUACUUGUUCUGCAAUAUCUUUGUUACUGCGAUCUUCAGUGACAUUAAAAUAUAAUUAAGUUAUCCUUUAAAUCCCAAUAAAGCUGGACUGGAUUAGCAGUUAAUUAAAUUUUGUUGAUAACAAAUUUGUUAGUUUGUGUAAAAAAAAAAAUAUAAAAAAGUAUUGAUGCAUUUUUUAUUUCAAUUUGUACUUUGUACAACUUUUUUCUUUAUUAAAAUGAUUUCUGAGUUUUUAUCAGAUUAACUGUA